This is a messenger RNA of Ceraceosorus guamensis, 1493 nucleotides long. RefSeq lists its product as hypothetical. NCBI's taxonomy places the organism in Eukaryota, Fungi, Basidiomycota, Exobasidiomycetes, Ceraceosorales, Ceraceosoraceae. The transcript is spliced from 2 exons. The record is from RefSeq and is a predicted model, not a curated record. The coding region runs from base 124 to 1389 and encodes 421 amino acids.
ACACGCCCUUGCUUGAGACUUGCAGUCGUCGACCAUCGCACCCUGACCAGCCCACCCAAAUCGUUCAGGACAGCCACCACUUACGACUUCGCUGCAUCGAUUGAAUCGAGACAGUUGGACAUCAUGACGCUCGAUCUCAACGCGCACCACGCGCUCGACUACAGCCUGGGUUUCAUCCUCCUGGGCACCAUGCUCAACAUUUGGCUCUAUGGCUUCAGUGUCGUGCAGACCUACCUGUACUUCGUCAACUUUCCAAACGACAAGCGCCUCAUGCGAAUCUUCAUCGCGGUGCUCUUCGUCGCCGACACUCUCCACACUGCAUUGUGCAGCCACUUCACAUACUUCUACUUGGUGUCCAACUUUGGAGAUCUCGAGGUUGCUUCCGUCGCGACGCACACUUUCAGCGCCGAUCCUAUCCUCACCUCUGCUAUCGCCAUGAUGGCCCAGGGUUUCUUUGCUUGGCGCAUCUGGAAGCUCACGUCUCAUUGGUGGAUCUCUGCUGUGGUUGGUGUCACCGCCGUCAUCAGCUUCCUCUCCUCCAUCGGCACGACGAUCGGUGUGGAGAUCGUGCGCAAGUUUGCAGAGUUUCAAAAGUUUCAGGUCGCCGUCAUUCUCUGGCUGGCUUGCGCUGCCCUUUGUGACAUUAUCAUCACGUCUGCGCUGAUCGCUACCCUGAACAAGAGCCGCACUGGUUUCCAACAGACCGACGACAUCAUCACUAAGCUCAUCCGUCUCACGCUUCAGACUGGUCUACUCACGGCUGGCGUUGCGACCAUCGAUUUGAUCCUUUUCGUUUGCUCCACGACGACUGCGCACCUGCUCUUCAACUUGCCUCUCGCGAAGCUUUACGUCAAUUCGCUCAUGUCCACCCUCAAUGCUAGAGCUAUGCUCCAAGACCGUCAACGCUACACCAUGAACACCAGCUCCACCGGUGGUGCGACCAAGGAAGCUGCCGCCGUCUCUGGAGUGCGCAACACUCGCCACAGUCGAUUUGUGCCUACGGCCUCCAACAACACGGUCACCGAGAAUGGUCGUGGUACGAGCAGCUUCUUCCGCAAAAACGGCAGCAACGGUGGCGGCAACGGACACUUCUUGCGCCAGGCCCCUCGUGACGACGUCGAAGGAGGAAUCCACAUCAUGACGAUCGAGGAACGCUACGAGGAUCCCGCUGGAGACGCUACCGCUAUCGCUAUGCUUCCUCAGGUCUCUCACGCUAUGGCCGAAGAAGUCGAUGGUCGCCGCUACGGUGCACACCCUUAUGGCUUCGGCGCUCAGCCCAGCAGCAAGUCUGUCGAGACCGCCGACACGUUAGGGCAGGAUGGCACUUCAUCGGAAGAGGGCGUCCCGGCUGGCGCUGACACCGGCGUGCCGCGUCCUCAGGCUCACUAAGGAGCGCCGUUGCAAGGCAGACAGAUGUUUUCGUCAUCAGUCGCCUGAGCCAAGCGCUAUCCUAUGCGUGCAUCCAAUGUGGCCGCGCUCGUGAACGCCAUCGC